AACAGGCGCUGCACUGUUUCACUUGAUCCAUCACUCCGACAACAAACUCACUAAUGACCUCAACAACGUCCAGCACAGCGGAGAUGGUUACACAGGAUAAACUUCAGAUUGCUGUGGAGAAUGUGGAAGAUAAAAACUCAGGAGGUUUGGGAUGUUUCGGCUGGCUGUUGGUCCUCAUAUCCCUCCUCUUUGUUACAGCAACCUUCCCAAUCACAUUAUUCAUGUGUGUUAAGAUAGUGAAGGAGUACGAGCGAGCCGUCAUUUUCCGACUCGGACGGAUCACAGACAGGAAACCUAAAGGGCCAGGUCUGUUCUUUGUUCUACCCUGCACUGAUACUUUUGUGAAGGUUGAUCUGAGAACUGUGUCUUUUGACAUCCCCCCACAAGAGAUCCUCACCAGAGACUCAGUGACAGUGUCCGUGGACGGCGUGGUGUACUUCCGCAUACACUGCCCCAUCUCCUCUGUGGCCAAUGUGAGCAACGCACACUCAUCCACACGGCUGCUGGCUCAGACCACCCUGAGGAAUGUACUUGGGACCAAAAACCUGGCAGAACUGUUAUCUGACAGAGAGGGCAUAUCACUCAGUAUGCAGGGAUCUCUGGAUGAUGCCACUGACCCGUGGGGUAUCAAGGUGGAGCGAGUGGAGAUCAAGGAUGUGAAGCUGCCUCAGCAGCUGCAGAGAGCCAUGGCAGCCGAGGCAGAAGCCACUCGGGAGGCCAGGGCCAAGAUCAUUUCUGCAGAGGGAGAGAUGAACGCUUCCAGGGCUCUGAAAGAAGCCUCCCUGAUAAUCGCUGAGUCACCCUCUGGUCUCCAGCUGCGAUACCUGCAGACCCUCAACACCAUCGCAGCGGAGAGGAACUCCACCAUCAUCUUCCCUGUGCCCAUAGAUAUGCUGCAGAACUUCAUGAAGAAGUAAUAUUUAUAUUAUUACUAUAUAGUUAUUUUGACUGUUAUAAGCUUUAGUGGUAUCUCUUUCAGAUACUGUACGCUUCGUUAUUACUUCUUAUUGAAAUGUUCCCUUUAAGAUUGGCAAAAUAUAGAAAAGAACGUCAUGCAAUCAAAGAUGUAUCCACACUGGAAAUAACUUUUGAACAAAUGAUGUUCUUAUCGUGAUUUAAUACUUAAAUACAAAGUGCAACAUAUACAGUGUAGACACACAUUUCUCAUCACUAACCACAAUAUUUUAACCAGCUAAACUACAGUUGCGGUUCUGAAGGAGGUCAAAUAAAUAAAUAAAUAAAUAAAACAAAAGCACAAGAAAAGUAAAACAAAGAACAAUGCACAACGACCUUAUAAAGACAUGCUUUCAUAUAAACCAGAGCCUCAGUUUCUGAUAUACUGAAUACAAUCUUAACCGUAAACAAUCAACAGAAGUACCCACAUCCACGUGAAACACCAACUUUUCUAAUAUUGGAUGUAAACUGUAAACAAAACCUCAUAUCUAGUGUCAAACAAACAGUCAGUAAAUGAGUAAAAGGUCAUGUCCACGGGACACAGAGGCGAUCAGUGCAAUCGGAGAACCUGAUGGAGAGGAAGGCCAUUUCCACUCCACAGAACACAGUAAAGUUAAAUCUAUAUCUGCCUUGCUGCUCAUACAUAACACAACUCACCUGCAAACAUAUCACUGCUUGAUCAUAUUUCCACAUGUUGGGGGCCUAGGGGAUCUGAUUUUUGUAUUAUAUUAUAGUAUUAAAGCAACAUUUCUUCAAUGUAUUUGUACAUAUUUGCUGAUUGCACUUUGCUCUUUAACAUAUGUAUACAUAUUCUGUACAUUUCAAAUCAUAUCAUUCAAUGGAUUUCCUGCAAAACAGACAUUUGAGCUGGGUGAUUAUGUAAACAUGAGCAAAAAUAAAAAUGGGAUUAAU
Molecule: messenger RNA, 1866 nt
Organism: Trematomus bernacchii (emerald rockcod)
Lineage: Eukaryota; Metazoa; Chordata; Actinopteri; Perciformes; Nototheniidae
Product: erythrocyte band 7 integral membrane protein-like
Exons: 7
Coding region: 54-917 (287 amino acids)
Cellular component (GO): plasma membrane
Source: RefSeq, a predicted model, not a curated record